Molecule: messenger RNA, 241 nt
Organism: Racocetra persica
Lineage: Eukaryota; Fungi; Glomeromycota; Glomeromycetes; Diversisporales; Gigasporaceae
Source: the annotation of a GenBank genome assembly
AUGGCAAGCAGGCUUCAACAACAAGAACCACAUUCUUCAAAGACUAAUUAUUUGCACUUAAACAAAUAUAUAACAUUUAAUAAUCUAACUUAUUCUCGAACACAAAAUGGAUUAAGUCACCAGAAUGUUGUCGAUCCUUCAAAAUCUCAUAAUCGUACAAAUGACCAUAUGAAUCCUUCUAGUCGUUCUUCUAACUUUAAUAUCCAUUCAAGAUGUUUUAUUGCAUCAUCAAAAUUUCCAA